AUGCUGCAAGCAACCCCUCUUCUUAAAACUGGUCUCAUUUUCUUCCAAUCUUUCACCAACCCAAUGGGAUGGCUUCAGUCCUUUCUCUGCCCUUUGAAGAAGCUCUGGGAUCGGCUUCAUUCAGGCCACAGAAAGAGGAGAGGAAUAUACAUUCUGUAUAAGGAUGUGAAGUCUUGCCCUUGCGAAGAUGUUCAUGUUCUUUGGUCAAUACUGGUUGAGUCAGGGGCUGCAUCUGCUUCUUUGCCAUCAAAAUGAUUGAUUCUCUAAUUUACCUUACACCAAGUAAACGUUGAUAUACUUCAUAUCAUUUAUAAAUGUACAGCCUUUUAAAUGCACGAUUUCUGUAUCGUGGUUUUAUUCUUGUAUUUCUGUAGAUUCUUAUAUCAGUGGCUGAACGAGUUGUAAAUUGCUCGUCGCCUUUUCCCCCUAAAGUAAAUCAUGCUUUAAACUGCUGAUGUACUCAGUUAUACAAGUUGUGGACAACAGUUGUGGCUAAUUUUAUCACCCUUUUCUUUGUGUUAUUAUUAGGAUCAUGGAAAAGAAAUGAAAAGGAAGAAUGUUUUUAUUACAA
Vigna angularis (adzuki bean) is the source of this 571-nucleotide messenger RNA. RefSeq lists its product as uncharacterized. Bases 1 to 255 code for a protein of 84 amino acids. The transcript has 2 exons. NCBI's taxonomy places the organism in Eukaryota, Viridiplantae, Streptophyta, Magnoliopsida, Fabales, Fabaceae. The record is from RefSeq and is a predicted model, not a curated record.